AUGUCCAACUACCGACGAGGCGUGGGCAGCUACUCACGGAUGCUAGGCGGAGGCACCAACCCGUUUGCCGCGUACACUGCCCGCAAGGCCAAAACCAAGAAGCGCGUACUCGACAAGUACGAGAUCAUCGGCUACAUUGCGGCAGGCACCUACGGACGUGUCUACAAGGCCCGAAGCAAGGAUCCCGGUGACACCAACCAGUACGCCAUCAAGAAGUUCAAGGCGGACAAGGAAGGCGAAAUGGUGCACUACGCGGGCAUCUCUCAGUCGGCAUGUCGAGAGGUGGCUCUGUGUGCCGAGCUGGACAACAGAAACAUCACCAAGCUGGUGGAAACCAUCCUGGAAGACACGUGUAUCUACAUGGUGUUUGAAUAUGCAGAACACGACCUGCUGCAGAUUAUUCAUUAUCACAGCCAUCCCGAGAGGAAGCCCAUUCCUGAAUACACCCUCAAGUCGAUUCUAUGGCAGCUUCUCAACGGAGUCUCCUAUCUGCAUCAAAACUGGGUCCUGCAUCGAGAUCUCAAGCCGGCCAACACCAUGGUGACGAGCGACGGAGUGCUCAAAAUCGGAGACCUGGGCCUGGCCCGCCUGUUUUCCAACCCCCUGCAAUCGCUGUACUCGGGAGACAAGGUGGUGGUCACCAUUUGGUACAGAGCUCCUGAGCUGCUUCUAGGAGCCCGACACUACUCGCCAGCAGUCGACCUAUGGGCUGUGGGCUGCAUAUUUGCCGAGCUCCUGGCUCUCAGACCUAUUUUCAAGGGAGAGGAGGCCAAGAUGGACAACAAGACCAAUGUGCCCUUCCAGCGAAACCAGAUGCAGAAAAUCAUUGAGAUUCUGGGAUCUCCCCAGGAAGAUGAUUGGCCAAGUCUGAGCAAGUUCCCCGAGUACGAGUCGCUCAAGCAGAUGAAGACCUUCCCUCCCAAUCUCGAAGCCUGGUACCAGAGUAUCGGAGGUACCAACCAGAAGGGCUUCCAGCUCUUGUCGCGACUGUUGGAGUACGACCCAGCCAAGCGUCUUACCGCUAACGACGCCCUCUUGCAUCCCUACUUUACUGAGGCUCCCAAGGUGAGUCAAAACGUCUUUGAGCGACAGGAGUACAAGUAUCCGCCUCGGAGGAUCUCGUGCGAGGAUAGCGACAUUAAGACCAUGACGUACCAGGGAACCAAGCGGGGUAGUCAAGGAGGAGACAACUUGCAUCCUAGAAAGAAGCAGAAGUAG
This is a messenger RNA of Yarrowia lipolytica CLIB122, 1218 nucleotides long. RefSeq lists its product as uncharacterized. Gene Ontology annotation, biological process: protein phosphorylation. Gene Ontology annotation, molecular function: ATP binding; cyclin-dependent protein serine/threonine kinase activity. Lineage: Eukaryota; Fungi; Ascomycota; Dipodascomycetes; Dipodascales. The record is from RefSeq and is a predicted model, not a curated record. Gene Ontology annotation, cellular component: nucleus; mediator complex.